AUAAACAGUUUAUUACACAUCUUUAAAAGGCUGUGCUGAGUGGCAGGAGUGCGGAACUUGCUGGACUUUAAGAGGACUCCUCUCCUUUGUCUAAAGGAAUCUUCCUUCCCAAAAACGUACGCUGGUGGAUCCGAGAAUGCAAUUGGCGGUUGUAGUUUUCAUAUUGGCUUUGUCAUUGGUCGCUAUGGCUCUUGAUAACGGCCUGAUGAGAACACCUCCCAUGGGCUGGCUGGCAUGGGAACGGUUUCGCUGUAACAUCGACUGUGAUCAUGACCCCCAAAACUGCAUCAGUGAGAAUUUGUUCACUGACAUGGCAGACAGGCUAGCAGAAGAUGGUUGGAGGGAGCUAGGCUACGUCUAUGUCAAUAUUGAUGACUGCUGGGCUUCCAUGGAGAGAGACAAGCAGGGACGGUUGCAGGCUGACCCUAAAAGGUUUCCAGGAGGCAUCCACAGACUGGCACGCUAUAUGCAUGACCGUGGUCUAAAGCUGGGUAUCUACGGGGACAUGGGUACCCACACCUGCGGGGGCUACCCUGGGACCACACUGGACAAUAUUGAGCUAGACGCCCAGACCUUCGCAGACUGGGAGGUGGAUAUGUUCAAGUUUGAUGGCUGUUAUUCUAAUUCUACAGAACAAGCGCAAGGCUACCCUCGUAUGUCAAAGGCCCUAAAUGCCACUGGCCGGCCCAUUGGCUACUCUUGCAGUUGGCCUGCCUACCAGGGAGGACUACCGCCAAAGGUAAACUACACCCAGCUUGCAGAGAUCUGUAACCUUUGGCGUAAUUACGGGGACAUCGAUGACUCCUGGGACAGUAUCCUGAGUAUUUCUGAUUGGUUCUUUAACAAUCAGGAUGUCCUGGCACCUGUAGCAGGACCUGGAAGAUGGAAUGAUCCAGAUAUGCUGGUUAUUGGGAACUUUGGGCUGAGCAUUGACCAGUCUCGUGCCCAGAUGGCUCUGUGGGCUAUCAUGGCCGCUCCUCUCUUCAUGUCCAAUGACCUGCGCACAAUCAGCAGCGGGGCACGUGCCAUCCUGCAGAAUAAAAUGAUUAUCAGCAUCAACCAGGACCCCAUGGGUGUUCAGGGAAGGCGCAUUAUCAAGGAGAAGAGUCGUAUUGAGGUAUUCUGGCGCCCCCUGUUGGACGACACAAGCGCUUUGGUAUUCUUCAGCCGUCGCACUGACAUGCCCUACCGCUACCAGACUUCCCUCAGCAAACUCAACUACACUACCGGCAGCUACAAGGUCUAUGACGUAUACACUGGAAAGGCCGCCGAGCUCAAAGACACCACUGAAUUUGUUGUGUCCGUCAACCCCACGGGUGUGGUCAUGUGGUACAUCUCCGCCCCCACCGAACUCAACAGCCAUCACUUCUUCGCUGGUGGUAAGCUCCGCGGCUCGGCUUCCUAUCACCAUGAGAACGCCAUUCCCCUCAGCUUCCUGUAAUGGCCAGCUGACCAGACUGCACCAGAUAAUGAAAUCACCAUUUUCUGCCUCAACAUACCGAACCCCAGCAGUCAGGAUAUCAGCUGUUUACCACACGUUCACAAUCAGGUAUUUGAUGACAAAGAAGAGGAAUGAUGGACUUUCUUCUUUUUUUUCCCCAAAAAGUGUAAAGUUAGAAUUUUUUUUCUUUUCUUUUUUUUUGCAGAAAUUUAAAAAAAAGUAUGUGAAGUGAUUUUUACUGGGACUUGGUAAUGAUAUCUAGGUGUGCUCCACAGUCUAAUUCAAAAUGCUGACGUCAAAAUGAACUCAGGGAUGGUUAGUUUCUGGAUAUAUUUCACGAAGAAGAAAGUUCUCUCUCUCUAGCACAGAUUCUUGUUUUAAAUCCUAUACUUGUAUCUUAAUACACUCUGGACUAGGUCCAAAGAAAAGAGCACUUUACUGUCACCUUGAUAAGAAAGGCAAUGAUUCGAUCAUCGAGUUGAGUUUAUCAUCUCAGUUGCACGGCCGUCGAAACCUGGUAACUGAGCAACACCUCUUAACUUUCAGAUAUUUCCUUUGUAAGGACUGUGGUUGAUUUCUGUAAAGGACUGGGCUAGAUGGCGUAAAUUGAAGACUGCAGCCUCACAUGGCUGACAUGCAGUCAGACCUCAGUUCAGGCCCCUGCCUCAUUACUUUUUAUCUGAAUGAUGUUAAUGUCCCAAUUUCAAUAGGGUUUUACUGGGGAGUAUUUCAGUGCCUCGAGAUCUGGAAUUUGUCCCGCUUUUAGGAACACCUAGUUUGUUUUCAAUCAGCUGGAGUGUUUAAGAAAUCAUUGACUUUUUUUUUUUUAAAGGUUUUUCUAUGAAAUUGUGUUGAUUUUUACUUCUUGUCAAAUUAAAGAAAAAGUUUCAC
This is a messenger RNA of Lampris incognitus (smalleye Pacific opah), 2332 nucleotides long. Its product is annotated as alpha-N-acetylgalactosaminidase-like. The coding region runs from base 137 to 1441 and encodes 434 amino acids. Lineage: Eukaryota; Metazoa; Chordata; Actinopteri; Lampriformes; Lampridae. Gene Ontology annotation, cellular component: cytoplasm. Gene Ontology annotation, molecular function: alpha-galactosidase activity. The transcript is spliced from 9 exons. The record is from RefSeq and is a predicted model, not a curated record. Gene Ontology annotation, biological process: glycoside catabolic process; oligosaccharide metabolic process; glycosylceramide catabolic process.